CCUAAUCCCCUCAGGCCUCAUAAGUCGCAAGUGCAGACUCGCAGGUCUUCGCCAAAGGCAACGCCGGACACCGCAGGUUUCCUCGGAAGCCCACGCCGGUCGCCGCAGCUCUCCUUGGAAGCCAACGCCGUCAUCUCCCUCGCCGUCUGCUAUCCUCCCUUGCCGCAGCGCCUCCCCUGUGAUUCUACCAUUGCCGUCGACAAAGAAGCCUUCCCUGCCGACGAUGAAGCCUUCCUUGCCGACGACAAAGAACAAAUUAGUCACUUUACAUUGUUGAGGUACUUGCAGCAAAUGACCUUGAAUGUGAGGAUCUAGGAUCAAUAUGUCCAACAGAUACAAUGGUUUUGAGCAACUACAUAGAGGAAAUUAUAGUGUCUGCAAUAUCAUACUAUUUGUUGAAUAACAGGGAUCCAGAAUAUCAAAAUGGAAGGCUUAUUAUCUCAUCCAAGAGCUGAACAUUCCGCCACUGAUAAUGCGGAUUGUAAAACGAAGAGCCCAGUUUCUGGAAUUUGGUAAUAGUGUAGUGGUUUGGUUGCUCAGAGCGGAUUUUCUUGCAAUGUUGUUAGUCUGAAGUUUAGUUCCAUAAUGGCCUUGAGAGGCGUGAAAAACCUCCUUUGCGGAUCACGGGUUCUGACUGUCAAGCAGAAUGGUAUGAUGAGAUUGAGUUUGGUUUGGUACCACUGCUCGGAGGAAUCGGAAAGGGGGUCUUUGCCUUCUGAAUGGUAUGAAAAAGCCUUCUUAAAGCUAACCAAGUUAUCUUGCUUUUUGAAGACUGUGGACUUGAUUAAUGGAAGGCCUGUUAAUGUUAUUGAUGAAUCUAGGGUUCAUGAUGACAUUUUGCUAGAAAACUUACAUCAUUUCAAGUCCCUAGCUAGAGACUUCAUUGGGUGUCCUUCAGUUCAAGAAACAAUGAAGAAGAACAUGAUAGUUGCUUUAGGGAGCAAUGCAGAAUGCAAAGAGCCUCUUUGUUUUAGUAAAGCUAGUGAGAGAGAAUCAAUCAGGGUGGAUUCACUCACAAAGGUGGCUAAGUUCUUGGACAUUUCAGCUCAACAGAGGAAGGUAGUCAGGGCAGCAAUAUGCCCUCAAGUCACUCGACAUCAGAUAUUUACUGGUGCACUUGAAGAGAUACUAGAUCUAUUGAAAUCUGAGAUCGAGUAUUCUGAUUCUAGGUGCCCUAGUAACCAAGUUAAAAUGGCAAAGCAGAUUGUUGUGAGUUGUCUUAAGGUUUUAGAUAUUGCGACUUCUUACAACCCAGAGUCCACUUCAUGGAUGCGAGUUGCACCCGUAAAAGAUGCAGAUUCACCUACUACUUCACAUAAAUGGGAAGAUAUUCUGGAGAUGUUCAUUGAUCUUGUUGACUGCUUGAGUGAAGAAACAAAAUUAGCUCUAGAUGUUAAGAAGGCAGAGGUCAUGAAAGAGGGGCUUUAUCAGAUAAGGGAUGUUAGGAUAGAUAAAAACAUUGGAUACAGGGAGACUCGCCAUCAGGAAAACUUAGUACAAAAGAUAUUAUCUAAGACACUGGGUCACUCAUCUCGGUGCUUAUUUACACUUCUCACGUAUUAUCUUUAUGGCAACAUCCAAGAUAUUGAAGUAGAAGUUUGUGGGGGGCUUUAUGAAAUUGGUCAAGGGAAUAAGUUUCGCUUGUGCAUGGGGAAGAUCUUGACAUCAGAUGAGGAGAAGAUAUUGUGGAGUGGAGUGAGGCAGCUGGACAAGGCUUUGGGGCUCUUCAAGUUUAUUUGGGAAACAGCCGGAAUGAAAGGAGAUCUUGAAUUGCAAGGCCAUUUGUGGUGCAUUGGCACUGAUAGUAGAUCACUCACAUAUAGAGGGAAUACUUUCUUGUUGCAUGGGAUUGAUCAUUUCCGUUAAUGGAUUUUACUACAAAAAAUGAUGAAUGAUCCAUAUAGAGGAAAUGUACAUGGUUUUAUGCCCUUGAUCAUUGCUAAAAGGGUUAUUCAUGCAUUUCUCUCAAAUGAAGGAAGUCAACUGACAUGAGAGCCAACGUCCUGUCAUCCUUCAUGUGAACUAAAACCAAUCUAGUGAGUAACUUUCUUUUACUCACACACCGAUUAUUGAGCUUUUUAAUCCCUUCAUCCAAAAUAGGAAUAAUGUUAUAUGCAUGUUAGAAUAGGUGUAUGUGUCCUAUGAUUCAGAAUGUUAGUUACUCUAGCUAUUAGAGUUUGCGUAUUAUUCAUUGUUAGCCAUGAUCAAAUACAUUCAUCAUUACUAUAUUCUUUCAUGGCAUCAAUAGCAACUAGCAAGUAUAAUCUUAUUUAGAUUAACUGCACUUUGCUUUGCGGGCAUGUGGCGAUGGCGAUAUGUUGUUGGCAGGGCAUAGCUCUUUAGUUAUGUAUUAGUUUAGCUUAUCAAUCCAAUAUUCUUCUUCUUCUUCAGUUAUUGUAUUAGUUUAGCCUAUCAAUCCAAUCUUCUUCUUCUUCUUUUUGCAUGAGGUUAGCAAGCAACAAAAGUGGGCACUUAGUCAUGUUCUGCUUCUGUUUUUAUAAAAGUCCACUUUGUUUA
Molecule: messenger RNA, 2517 nt
Organism: Ipomoea triloba (trilobed morning glory)
Lineage: Eukaryota; Viridiplantae; Streptophyta; Magnoliopsida; Solanales; Convolvulaceae
Exons: 3
Coding region: 586-1866 (426 amino acids)
Source: RefSeq, a predicted model, not a curated record